UGAAGCUGUCGCCGCCGGCAAUCGCUGACUACAUAUUUUCCACUUGGCGGAUGUUACGGUUCUCACUUGUGCAAGGACCAUCGAAAUCACAUUAAUUGAGCCCAGGACUAACAAAUAGUGGGCUAGACACCGGCUAUUCAUCGCCUGAGACAGGCGGCCCCUCGAAUUAGUUAUCUGCAGCCUCGUUCCCGUUGGGUUGCACUCUCGACAUCCACUCUCCGAGACAGCAUCGUGGGAGAGAUCUUUGCCAUCCGAGGAUUGAAGCCCGGGCCUCUGCGACUGGUGCAUAUCACCAAGUGGUUCGUAGUGGAUUUUUCUUCGUCUGAUUGUUCCCGUCCGGCCCGCGGCGAUGGAUUCAAAGCCCCUCAUACGCUCAACAAGUGCCGUCUACCGUCUACAAAGCCUUCCACAAAGCGGAGCUACCCGCCCAAGUGACGACACACUUGAGUGAAAUGAGGCUGAAAGACCCAAGCAGCCAUUCUCGUUUUGGCGUAGCGUCUCCCCACACGUCGGGUCGUGACGCGCUAAGAUACGGUACCUUCAGGGUCCAUUUUUACGCGAAAGAUACCUGUUCUUGAGUCUCUAGACUCUCCUCUUUUUUUAUACAUGCUCAUCUCGUCUCUUGUGCACGCCUCAAUAGCUCCGCUGCGCCGUUAUGUGUCUCGUGACUGGUGAUUAUGCGGAUAUUGGCUUGGCUUGACUGUCGGCUGAAUCAUCUCCUAGUUAGCGGCCGGGGCCCAGUGAAUUCGAUAAGUGUCCAUCCCUCGCUUCUUCACCACAGCGACGCAAGGUUACAGCACCAGACUAACUGGAUCCAUGACGCCUCCGAAGGAACCAAAUCCAUUGAUCUGAAUGGUUCCAUGCAAGGGAAAAAAGUCAAAGGGAAAAAGGAACCUCGAUACCCACUUGACUUGCAACUUUAUGCAGUGCCAAGGCUGGUCGGAAAUACAUCACCACGGGUUCCACGGCCCUUGGUAAAAACCCAACCUUGCAAUUUUUUAUCAAUUGCUAUGGCGACUACACGAAAUCUCUGA
Messenger RNA from Fusarium verticillioides 7600, 1034 nucleotides. RefSeq lists its product as hypothetical. Bases 678 to 1034 code for a protein of 118 amino acids. The transcript has 2 exons. NCBI's taxonomy places the organism in Eukaryota, Fungi, Ascomycota, Sordariomycetes, Hypocreales, Nectriaceae. The record is from RefSeq and is a predicted model, not a curated record.